This is a messenger RNA of Gadus macrocephalus (Pacific cod), 6833 nucleotides long. It is a transcript of the gene nfascb, whose product is annotated as neurofascin homolog (chicken) b. The record is from RefSeq and is a predicted model, not a curated record. Gene Ontology annotation, molecular function: protein binding. Gene Ontology annotation, biological process: cell-cell adhesion. The coding region runs from base 1961 to 5512 and encodes 1183 amino acids. Lineage: Eukaryota; Metazoa; Chordata; Actinopteri; Gadiformes; Gadidae. The transcript has 26 exons.
AGGGUCAUACAGGUUCUGUCAUUCUGUACACAAGCAUUGGACCUUAACCUGAGAGAAGGUAAUGUUUAUAAAGUUUUAUUGUAUAUAUCCGGUUGACCGAAACGUAAUUUCCGUUCUCCUACAACCUUUGAGCUGUGUACGUCAGUAAACAUUCACCGGAGCAAGACAAACAACAACAGCUCUGUGGGCGUAGAUCUAGUUGAUAUAGAAUCCAUAUCCAAUCUCUCCUCAUUCUUUUCUACCCUCACUCCCAGGCUGUUUCAGCUAUCGGACCUUCGCUCCACCCCCUCCCCAAACGAAUAUCGCUCCAUCAGAAGUCCCGCCCCCUCUCCUAAUACACACAGAUGCAAAGCAUCUCAUUGCAGGCAUUCUGUCUAGCACAGUUCCUCUCUGAUAGGGGUUGAAAUCCGUUCAUCCUCGACAACAUGGACCCGUGUUGCGCGGGGGGACCCCCCCUGGCAUAGAGGGUCUCUUGUGGUCACUGAGCUGGGCUGUGUGUGUGUUCACCCACUGUGCCUCUCGACCGGCCCAUAUGGUGGUUGGCACGCAUCCCUGCUCUGCUCGAUGUGCGAGGAGAGCCCAGAGCAGGGAGCCAAGUGGCGCAGCAUACUCUCUGGCUUUUGUUGUCAUGUGUUCGUCAUACAGAUGGUCGGGGCGAAGGGGAGCGUGGCGCCUCAGGGGAGCGAGAGGGUCAACGCACUGCUGGUGACGUUUAUUCUCUCGGAUUCAACACAGGGAGCUACAGUAUAUGAGUUGAACUGUUCACAUCACUCUGUGCUCUGACAGCAGGUUGAGCGUGGCGAGUUGUAAGAGUAUGUUGGCCCGUCAGUAGCAGGGCAGCAGUCGUUGACAGUGGUUGGUUACAAGUACUAAUACAAUCGGGCUUUCUGAUAGUUAGAGUGUUGUGUUUGUGUUUGUGUUUGUGUAGCCCCGUUAUAGAGCCAUCGUUUAUUUUCCGUUGUGUACGGGUGCCCAUGUGGAUGCCUGGCCGCCUACGCAGGACAGAACUGGGGACAGAGACAGAUUGUUUGCCUUGGUGGCAACCUCUCCUGGGAUGUUGUCAGGAAAAGAUAACCUUAUUCUUUCCUCGUGGGUCACUGACGGCUGAAUGCCAAAGACAUUUUCCACUGGUGAGAAAAAAUGGAGAUAAGGGAGGAAGGGAGAAAUAGCAAGACAAUAUGCUAAUUGUUUUGAAUAGAGUAUCACAAGAGGGGGGGUUUCUAAUGAUGAACAAAAGAUUCAUGAACUUUGUUGGAUCAAACUGAGAAUGGCAUUAAGAUUUCUUUAAACCGGGUCAAUUGUUUUUAUGUUUAAUUAAUAAGCGAGAAGGCAGACAAAUAUGUCUUUCAUCUGAUUCCAGGUUCUCACGAGCCAACAAUAAGGCCCACACUUUGAUGUCAGAGAGAGCUGACAGGAAUUUCAAAGUGUGUCAUGUCACCGCAGCUAACCUUCAAGAAUUUCUUCCUCUUUCUGAAUCAACAAUGACGAUACUAGAGUGGCCUAAUUCUUCUGGGAGAAGUUCUUGGUAUCCAUUGCUCUGAAUGCUUGUGAUUCGCUUUGCUGUUCUGAAUAUCACCCCUUUGUUGUGGAAUGGCUGGUUGAUUGAGACCAGGGGGAGCUAGGACGUGUCAACUGAGAAUGAGUGAUGGUGUAGGUGGUUCCUGCAGCAUCUCAUUCAUUAUUCAUCAUGAGACGGGUGGGCAGAGUGCUGGUAAAAGUCAGACAAGAACCUCCUUUCUUGAAGCCCGGCCACUCUCCUGGGCUUCCAGCCGCCCCCGCCAUAAUGAACGACAGAGAAAUGAAACGCUACACCAACUUCAGGAUAGUUCCCCGCGGACAUUUGUGGAAGUGGUCAAUGGACUAGAGGAGACAAUACAGAGAUGGGGAGGAGGGGUUCCUGACUCUAGAGGCAGGUGCAUGUGAGUAGUGACCCCACUGGUGGAUUCCAUGCACUGUGACGAUGGGGACACUGGUUCCAGCAGCCCUACUGCUAUUAUCAUGGCACUGCAUACGUGCCUUGGACAUCCCACUGGAGAUCAGACAACCUCCGACCAUAGUGACGCAGUCGCCAAAGGACCACAUUGUUGACCCGAAGGACACCAUGGUCAUCGAGUGUGAAGCUAAAGGCAACCCUCAGCCCAUCUUCUCGUGGAGGCGUAACGGGAAGUAUUACAACGUGGCGCGUGACCCCCAGGCCUCCAUGCGCAGGCGCUCCGGGACGCUGGACAUCUACGCCUGGAAGGACCCGCAGGAGUAUGAGGCGGAGUACCAGUGCAUCGCCUCCAACGAACACGGCUCUGCGUACUCCAACAAGAUACUGCUGCGACUUUCAAGACCUCCACUGUGGCCAAAUGAGAUCUUGGAGCCGGUGGUGGUCAGUGUGGGCUUCCCCCUGGUGCUCUCUUGCGACCCCCCGCGCGGGCCGCCCAGACCCGAGACCUACUGGAUGUCCAGCUGCUCGUUCGCUCGGCCGUUCUCCUGGCCCAUCCAGACGGCCUUCCCCACCAUGCAGGCCGUGCGGCAGGACCGCCGGGUCUCCACCGGCAUCAACGGGGAUCUCUACUUCUCCAAUGUGCUCUUUAACGACUCCCACACCGACUACUGCUGCAAUGCCCGGCUCCCUCACAAAAACAGCAUCCAGCAGAAGAGGCCUGUGGUGGUCAAGGUGAUCACAACUCGUACUGUAUCCGAGGCCGCCCCCACCUGGCUGUCCCCCAUCAGGUCCUCCAGCUCAGUCCUGGUCCUGCAGGGGGAGGAGCUGCUCCUGGAGUGUAUCGCCGCAGGAGUGCCGACUCCUCACAUAACCUGGACCAAAGACGGGGAGAAACUAGUGGUGAAGCCAGGAAUGAGGAUAAAGAACUUCAACAAGAUGAUACAUAUCCCCAAGGCCUCCUUUGAUGACAUCGGUGAAUACGUCUGUUCAGCUGCCAACAAAAUUGGCUACACUGAGCGAACGAUAAUUGUCCAAGUCAAAGCGGCCCCAUUCUGGUUGGAGAAGCCGGUGGACUUGGUUUUGGCCCCUGAGGAGAAUGGAGCCCUAGUAUGCCGGUCUGACGGGAUUCCCCGGCCUACUAUUCGGUGGUUCAUCAACGGCGAGUCAUUAGACACUGCCCUCCCCCAUCCCAGCAGGCACAUGUCCGGGGACACACUGAGCUUUCGUGGCGUGACGAUGGAAAACACGGGUGUCUAUCAAUGUAACGCCUCCAAUCAGUUUGGUUACCUACUUGCCAACGCCUAUGUCAACGUGCUACACGCAACCCCCCGGAUCAUCCCACCCCAGGAAGAGCAUCUCAAGGUGGUGGAGGGAAGCGAUACCUUCCUGGAAUGCCGAUAUUUUGGUUCGCCAGUGCCUGACUUGCGAUGGAGUAAGUAUGGGCAGGGGAACCUGGAAGGCCACCGCUUCAGGACCCACAGUAAUGGCACCCUGGAGAUCAAGCAGAUCCGCUUGGAGGACACGGGGACGUACAUGUGCAUCGUGACCAACAUCGCGGGCAGGGACGAGAGCCAGAUCAGAGUAGAAGUGAAAGAGCCAACGCUGUUUGUGAGCAGACCUCAGAACCUGAAGGUCCUCCGUGGCAGCGACGUGACCUUUGAGUGCGGUGUGAAAGCAGACGCCUCCACCCCUGUCACCACCACCUGGCUGAAGAACAAGCGGCCGCUCUCGCUGAACUGGAGGAUCUCCCUAGACGAAUCCAACCUGGUCAUCACCACCGUGAACAGUGCGGAUGACGGCGAAUACACCUGCAGCAUCAAGACGGAGAUGGACGAGAAGUCGGCCUCCGCUCGCCUCAUGGUGAUGGACCGCCCCAACCCCCCGACCAACCUGCAGCUGUCAGACCCCCACGAGCGCAGCGUCCGUCUCAGCUGGGUGCCCGGGGACCACAACCACAGCCCCAUCACAGAGUACCAGGUGCAGUACGACGAGGACGACUGGCUGCCCGGCAAGUGGAGGAACCUGUCCACCUACCCCGGGAACCUCAACUCGGUCAUCCUGCAGCUGACGCCCUACACCUACUACGAGUUCCGGGUCGUCGCCGUCAACGCCAUCGGACCCAGCCGGCCCAGCAGGGUGUCUUCACGCCUGCAGACGGGCGGGGCACCCCCGGACGUCAUUCCCAGGAACAUCCGGGGAGUGGGAACAUGGAGGAACAACAUGGAGAUCAGCUGGGAGCCGCUGACGUACCGGGAGUGGAACGGGCCCUACCUGAAGUACCUGGUGUGGUGGAAGAGGAAGGACUCCAGAGAGGAGUGGAAGAACGCCACCACCAAGUGGCUGAGAUACUACAUCUACGACGCCGACACCUUCACCCCGUAUGAGAUCAAGGUCCAGGCGUUCAACAGCUUCGGUCUGGGACCCGAGUCCAAGGUCAUCAUCGGAUACUCUGGAGAGGACCGGCCUAGCACUGCUCCCCUGAACCUGCGGGUGUCGGACAUCGAGAGCACCCAGGUGACGGUGCACUGGGACCCUGUGGCUCGCAACAGCCUCAUGGGGGAGCUCAAGGAGUACAAGCUGUAUUACUGGAGGGACAGCAGCCAGCUCAGGUGGCUGAGCGUCAGCCGGGCCAUGAAGUCCAAAGGCUUCCCGGCCGUGGACACAGAGUACACGGGUGUCCUGGAUGAGCUGCUCCCCUACAGCAACUACAAGAUGCACAUCGUGGUAGCCAACAACCGGUACGACGGGCCGCCCAGCCAUACCAUACAGUUCUCCACCCCCGAAGGAGUCCCAUCUGUUCCCAAGUCCUUCCGGAUCCAACAGAGACAUCUGGACACCAUUUAUGUGGACUGGGCCUUGCCGGCUGAGCCCAACGGCAUCAUCACCGGCUACACGCUCAAGUACCAGACAGUGAACGCCACCAGAGGAGAGGAGAUGCACGUGGAGGAGUUCUACUCAAACGUCACCAGUUUCUCCGUGCGCCGCUACGACCGCUACACCCGCUACAGAUUCUCCCUGGCGGCCAAGACUCAGGUGGGCCUGGGGGGGUGGCACACGGAGGAGUCGGCCCACUACACCACUGAAGCCUAUGCCACUGACCAGGUGGACCUCUCCACCAAGGGCUGGCUGAUCGGCAUCAUGUGUGCCGUGGCCAUCAUCGUGCUCUUCCUCCUCAUCGUCUGCUUCAUCAAGAGGAGCCAGGGAGGGAAGUACCCAGUGCGGGAGAAGAAAGAGAUUUCGUCAGAGCCUGUGGAUGACAAGGACCAGGAGGGAACAUUCGACUAUCGGAUCGCACGUGUGGUCACUCUUCCCUUCCCCCGACGGGAGGAGGAGCGGGGCCUGCAGCGGGGCCAGGCCUCGGUGGAGCCCAUCAUGAAGCGGACGGAGAGCGACGACAGCCUGGUGGACUAUGGCGACGUGGAGAUCCAGUUCAACGAGGACGGCUCCUUCAUCGGCGAGUACACGGGCACCAGCAGGAAGGACGCCGCGCGGGACGCCCACGACGUCCGGGACGAGAUGGACUACGGCGGGAACAUGGACCUGCACUCCACCAUGAACGCAAUCUACUCCAUGGCCUGACCCGUCUCUGGGCUCUGGUAAAGACCCGGGGGUGGGGGGGGGCAAGACCCUCAUGGCGUCCAACGGUAUCCAGGAGGAGACUGGGAGCACCACCCACCCACUCGGGUGACGGUGACAAACAUCAGGACGAUAAGAAACGUAUGCAGCACAAAGUGCCUUUAAUCUCUAUCAACGUGCACUUUGACUUUUUACUCUGACGGACAAGAUUCAGCCAGAACAGGUUGUGAGCGGUCAGAGGUCACCAAAAAGAUGAAAAAAUAUGGAUUUGAAAGGGCAUUGUCUUCUGCAAAGUGUCACGCAGUAUGUGUGUGUGUGUGUAUGGGUGUUUGUGUGUUCAUUUGUGCAUGUGUGCUUUUGAGGUGUGUUUUUACUGUUUCAUGUGCAAAUGGCAUCUCUUGCAGAUCAUCCCCCCUUGUAAUGUAUUCCUUGCUGUCCGAGCAGUCUGUCUGGAUAGCAAAACACUAACCUUCACGCUCCUCUGCCUCCGUAACCCCCGUCGAGAACAAACCAAUAUUUGGCUGGAUGUUUUCAUGCAGUGUUGUUUGACUUCUAGAGCUGAGUGACUAUUUGUGUCUUUUCUUUGCGAUUUUGGUAAAAACUUUGUUUUUAAGAUAAGUUUAAAUGGAUAAAGCUGGAAAAUGUCAUUGUCUGGAACAAACAAGGGUUAAACCAUUAAAAAAUAGUUUUGUGAAUAGGUCCCAUCUUUAAUCCAUCUAUUAACUCCUGCUAUAUUAAACCCUUUAAGAUGAGUCACUUCAUGUCACGCAAUUGGAAAAGGUCAAUGUCUGGAACAAAGAAGAGUUAUGCCAAUGAAAAAUAGUUUUGUGAAUAGGUCCCAUCUAUAAACACAUCAUUAACUCCUGCUAUAUUUAACUCUGUAAGUGGUGUGACCUCAUGACCCGCCAUCAUGGCCAGGAGGCUUAUGGAGUGACUUUCUGUUUGAACUUCAACAUUUGAUAUUCCAAUGAUGUUUACAAUGACGUUUCGAAAGACAGUAUGACCUUGGAAACUUGUGCUGCCAGUUUAUAAUUUUAUGGCACGCCUUUUCAAUUUUUAUUGCAUUGUAGCUUCAUUUCAUUGGAGCACAAGAGGUGAAAGCAGAGCUUCAUUGUAGUCAAACUCUCCAUAAAACUAUCGUAAACAGGCAGACAGACUUUGUGCACAAUUGUCUUAGUGGGUUUUAUUGGUAUUCAAUUUAAGAUCUAUAUGGAAGUAAACUGUAUUUAUUUUGCAUGCUAUAUUAUUUGCUUUAAUUUACUUGUAACAUGAUCAUUGUUUAUCAACAACAGUAAUUCAAAUGCAAGUAAAUCAAUAAACACUC